Messenger RNA from Trichophyton verrucosum HKI 0517, 1989 nucleotides. RefSeq names its product glycosyl transferase, putative. The annotation marks the transcript as partial. The transcript is spliced from 6 exons. Gene Ontology annotation, molecular function: mannosyltransferase activity. Lineage: Eukaryota; Fungi; Ascomycota; Eurotiomycetes; Onygenales; Arthrodermataceae. Gene Ontology annotation, biological process: mannosyl-inositol phosphorylceramide biosynthetic process. The record is from RefSeq and is a predicted model, not a curated record.
AGAAGCAGAAAUAUAUUAUCACUUCCAUCGACAGUCACAGCGAGAGAAUCAUCCUCGGCUCCUUUUGAUUUUUCUUUUCUUUUCUUUUUAUUUUCUUUUAUUUUUCCUUUCUUUUUCUUCGACUUUCAAAAACGUCCAAAAUUCUCUUCGUCGCCGCAGAAAAAAAAAGACAGCAAAAGGAGAAGAAAAAGUCGCAGAGAAGAGGAAGAAGAGGAAGCAGAAAAGAAGAAUAAUAAUAAGAGAAGAAGAAGAGAAGAAGAAGAGAAACAUCCCCAGCUGUUUCAUCUCGACUCUGCGCCGGCUGGAGAAGCAGCUCUCUUCCUCUUGGCCGCCGUCGCCUCCCCCUGCGGCUUGUGGCUGUGGCCGCCGUCAUCUCGCAUAUCCCUGAGACGCAGAGAGAGCUACUCGCGUACUUACGUACUUCCCUUUCUACUCUGUCCUUUUGAUGCUGCUGCUGCUGCUGCUGCUGCUGUCUGGCAUCUCGCUUGCUGCGUCGUCUUGUGCUUCAUCUGCUGCUGCGAUCGCGCUGUUGCUUCCUUUUUUUUUUUUUUUUAUCUUUUUAUCUUUCACUCCUUCUGCUGCUGCUGCUGCGUUGAGCCAGAGACAAACGACAUACAAGACGGCCAAAAGAUAGAAAAGACAGCAAGACGACGAGAUAUCGAGUUAGACGACAGCCUGGAUGGUCUCGUCCGCGGUCUUCAGGGCAUCGACUACGACGAAGAGCUCCCUCCUCCUCCUCCUCCAACAUCUCAGCCAACAGUCACUAUGCGGCGCGGCCUGCUCAUCUUCCUCCUCAUCAACACGGUCAUCAUCCUCUUCCUCGUCCGCAGCGUCUUCACCUUGCUCACCUUGCUCGUCGAGGAUGCCACCGACGACGCUAUCCAGAACGUCGAGCUCCCCGGGGUCAACUCCAGCCUCAUCGACCUGCGGCCCCAAUUGAUCCCCAAGAUCAUCCACCAGACCUACAAGAACGAGAGCAUACCUGAGAUAUGGGUUGGCCCGCGGAACGGCUGCAUAGAGAUGCACCCAGACUACGAAUACAUCCUCUGGACGGACAAGAAAUCAAGGGACUUCAUCGCCGAGCACUACCCAUGGUUCCUCACCACGUUCGACAACUACCCCUUUCCCAUCCAGCGGGCGGACUCGAUCCGCUACUUCAUUCUCGCACACUACGGUGGCACAUACAUUGACCUUGACGACCCUCCCCAUCUCCCACUUUUACCCCCUAUCUACCUUUAUACGAAUGAGAAGAAGAGGAAGAAGAAGACGACGAAGAAAAAGACGAACAACAUCAAGAAGAAGAAUGCGAUUGGUGCUAAUGCAGUGCAAUAUAUGCAGGGUUGCAACCGACGCCUUGACCCGCUGCUCUCUUACCCUGCCUGGGUACGCCGGACAGCCCCUACAGGCAUCUCCAACGAUGCCAUGGGCUCUGUCCCCAACCACCCUUUCUUUCUGAGGGUUAUCAAGUCACUGCAGGCAUAUGACCGCGCCUGGGUGCUCCCUUACAUCACCGUCAUGUACUCGACCGGCCCGCUCUUCCUCUCCGUCAUCUGGAAGGAAUACAAGAACACCGACCCGGACGGCGUCAACCGUGUGCGAGUUCUGCUGCAGGAUGCGUACAACCGCCACUCCUGGAGUUUCUUCACUCACCACCCUGGCAGCAGCUGGCACGGCGAGGAUGCACAGCUCAUCUUCUGGACAUUGGUCAUGCAGAUGGGGAGCCAUUGGAUGCUCAUCACCUUCUCCGGUUUUCUCGCGGCAGGCAUCGUCGGCCUGGCGCUCUGGCGAAUCUACCGUCGCGUCCUGUCCCUGGGCUCGAAGCACGCCCGUUACACACCCCUCGCAUCAGGCACAUCGUCACCACGCCGCUCCCUCUCACCCUCGCGCCGCAAGAUGCGCAUCCUUCCACUCUUCUUCCAACGGUCACAUGCCAAGAAGGAGGACGAAGAGAUCGGACCAGACUCGCCGUACGAAUUGGGGAAUCGAUAG